GCCUAUAGUAGGCAUGUCUGCUACAUUAAAAUUAAAAUUUGACAUAACUUACACGUUGGACUCAAUGAAAUGGUUGCUGGUUUGCUCUUGUUGAUACUUUUGGCUGGUGUGGUGCAGAUGGCUUCGAAGGAUACAGGUAAUUCUAAAAGGGCCUCUCACAUUUUAGACACGAUACCAACUGAAGCAGGCAUAGAUGAGGACCCUCCUCCCAUACCACCACCUAUACCUAGUCCCUUUCCUACGAUUACAAUAUUGUCAGAAGAAUUGAAAAGAAUGGAGAAAGAAAGAGAAUUGAGACGCAGGGGGAAACCUUCGUUGCCUAUUUUAUCUGAAGAGCUGAGGAAUUUAUUGGAGCUUCAAUUUUCUCAAGUUGACAUACCAAAGUUAUAUGGAUGCUCAACUCGAACUACUCCCAAAUGAAUAAUCCAGUAUGGAUUGGAGAGCCUCAUUCAAUAUGAUAACAUUGUGAUCCAGUUUGUGAGGCUAAGAUUUCCUUCUGCUGGACAAAAAACACUGGAAGGUAACCUGAGAUCACAGGGAUAUAGAAUUCAAAGAUGGAGGGGAAUUUCAUUAUAAUAUUUUGCUGUAACAAAUUUGUUCAAUUGUGUUUAUGUUUUCUUUUAAUCUUAAUGUAAAUUAAAUGAGUCCCAA
Amphimedon queenslandica is the source of this 651-nucleotide messenger RNA. RefSeq lists its product as uncharacterized. NCBI's taxonomy places the organism in Eukaryota, Metazoa, Porifera, Demospongiae, Haplosclerida, Niphatidae. The record is from RefSeq and is a predicted model, not a curated record. Bases 70 to 420 code for a protein of 116 amino acids. The transcript has 3 exons.